Adineta steineri is the source of this 798-nucleotide messenger RNA. The record is from the annotation of a GenBank genome assembly. Lineage: Eukaryota; Metazoa; Rotifera; Eurotatoria; Adinetida; Adinetidae.
AUGGCCGAUUCGGAUAAACUUGGUCUUGGUCUUGACGACAUCAUUCGUCAUGAUCGUACUUCAACAAAUCGACGAGGUGGCGGCGGCGGUGGUGGCAAACGAGGAUUUCGUGGACGCGGUGCCGGUGGUGGUGCUGGUCGACAAGGUGGUCAAAUGAAUGGAUUUCGUACUCGUGGUGGUGGUGGACUGCCUCGACCAUCCGCUACACCAGCAGGUCGUUGGAAACAUGACCUUUUUGAAGAUAAUUCUAAUCGAUCUCGAGGAGUUGGACAACGAGUUACGACUGGUGUGAAUACUACGACGAAAUUACUUAUAUCGAAUCUUGAUUAUAGUGUAACUACAAGUGAUGUUCAAGAAUUAUUUGAAGAUAUUGGUGCUGUCCGUGUAGCACGCGUACAUUAUGAUGAAAGUGGCCGAUCAUUAGGCACAGCUGAAGUUAUCUUUGAACGUCGUGUUGAUGCUGCUAAUGCUCAACAAAAAUAUAAUGGCCUUAAUCUUGAUGGUCGUCCAAUGGAUAUAAGAUUAAUAGGUGCCGUCAAUGAUGGUUCACAACAACAACAACAAACACCUCGUGCAUCAUAUACAAAUGGAAAUAGCAAUGGAAAUCAAAGAUCAGGUUUUCGUAACAAUAAUAAUCAACAAAAUGGAACCCGUAAUGGAGGUAAUUUUUCACGUGGUGGUGGUGGUAAACAACAACAAAAUGGCACUCGUAAUAAUACGAAAAAAGAAAAUGUUACUGCUGAAGAUCUUGAUGCUGAACUUGAAGCUUAUCGUGCCGAAAGUGCACCGAAGAAAUGA